Messenger RNA from Diospyros lotus (date-plum), 1955 nucleotides. Its product is annotated as adenine/guanine permease AZG2. Gene Ontology annotation, molecular function: purine nucleobase transmembrane transporter activity. Lineage: Eukaryota; Viridiplantae; Streptophyta; Magnoliopsida; Ericales; Ebenaceae. The transcript has a single exon. Gene Ontology annotation, cellular component: plasma membrane. Gene Ontology annotation, biological process: transmembrane transport. The record is from RefSeq and is a predicted model, not a curated record. Bases 121 to 1713 code for a protein of 530 amino acids.
CAUGAAUCAUAAUUGUCCCUUGCCAAGUCCCAAACGGAACUUUCUCAUUGAUCCAUAUAUAUAUAUAUAUAUAUAUACGUAACAUAAGAGAGAGAGAUAGAUAGAGAGAGAGAGAGAGGGAUGGGGGGCCGUUCAUGGAAGAAGAUGGAGAAGGGGUUGAAUGAGGCGGUUUCGAAGAGCAGGGUUGGCAAAUACUUCAAGUUGGAGGCCAGGAAGAGCUGCUUCACGGCUGAGCUACGCGCCGGCACCGCCACUUUUCUCACCAUGGCUUAUAUCAUCACCGUCAACGCCACCAUCCUGGCGGAUUCCGGCGGCCCUUGCUCGGCGGCCGACUGCUUGCCGCCGCCAGCCAACCAGACCACUGCUUCUCCAGACUGCGUCCUGAACUCUAAUCCUGGCUACCAAAAUUGCCUGUCAAAGGUCAAAACUGACCUCAUUGUGGCCACCGCGUUGUCUUCUAUGAUUGGGUCGUUCGCCAUGGGCCUUUUCGCCAAUUUACCUCUGGCUUUGGCCCCAGGUAUGGGCCCAAACGCUUACUUGGCUUACAAUUUGGUGGGCUUUCAUGGGUCUGGGCCCAUGUCCUACCAGACUGCCAUGGCUGUCGUCUUGGUUGAAGGCUGUGCUUUUCUUCUCAUCGCUGUGUUUGGGCUUAGGGCAAAGCUGGCUCGGAUCAUACCCGAUCCGAUCCGGCUGGCUUGCGCGGCGGGUAUCGGGCUUUUCAUCGCCUUCGUGGGCCUACAGGCCCACCAGGGGAUGGGCCUUGUGGGUCCCGAUCCGGCCACCUUGGUAACUGUCUCUGCUUGUUCCACCACGAAUCCGGCGACCGGAGAGUGCAUCGGCGGGAAAAUGCGCAGCCCGACGUUCUGGCUCGGCUCAGUUGGCUUCCUAAUAAUGUCUUAUGGGUUAAUGAAGGAGAUUAAGGGUAGCAUGAUAUAUGGCAUGGUCUUUGUGACGCUAAUUUCAUGGAUUAGGGGCACGGCCGUGACCUAUUUCCCUCACACACCCCUUGGUGACUCCAAUUACAGCUAUUUCAAAAAGGUGGUCGACUUUCACAAGAUCAAGUCCACUGCAGGGGCCAUUAGCUUCACCCACUUCAACCAAAGUCAAGUUUGGGUGGCCAUAGUGACGUUAUUAUAUGUUGAUGUGCUAGCCACCACAGGUACAUUGUACACCAUGGCACAAGUUGGGGGCUUCCUGAAUGACCAAGGAGGCUUUGAGGGGGAAUACUUGGCUUACAUGGUCGACGCGGGCACGACAACUGUGGGGGCCGCACUCGGAGUCUCUCCGAUUGCAACGUUUGUAGAAUCGUCAGCAGGAAUCAGGGAAGGGGGCAGGACGGGACUAACGGCCAUGGUCGUGGCAGCAUAUUUUAUGGUAUCAUUGUUUUUCAUACCACUAUUGUCAAGUGUGCCACCAUGGUCAAUAGGUCCAUCUUUGGUCAUGGUUGGGGUGAUGAUGAUGAAGGUGUUGAAGGACAUAGACUGGGGCAACAUAAAGGAGGCAGUGCCUGCUUUUGUUACCAUGCUUCUCAUGCCACUGACUUACUCUAUAUCCAAUGGCAUAAUUGCUGGGAUUGGGCUGUACAUUGCACUCGGGCUGUAUGAUUACCUUGGAGGGUGGAUAAAGUGGCUGAUCGAGAUGAGAAGAAUGGUGGCCAAGGAGCAAAAUCAAGUGUCAGCAACAGCUGGGCAAGACGUGGCUGAAAUCAUUUGAUUAGUUUAGUUAACUUCUUUCUGGUGGUAUUAUGUGAAUUUAGAAGCCCUUUUUAACUUUUGGCUUUAUGGAGUUUGGUUUUGUGCUGCAUAUGCACAGGCUACCAUGAGAAGAGAGAGGUGUAGGGGAUGGAAAAUUAGUGGGCAAUACAACUUCCUCAAAACUUUUCAAGGUUGCUUGUGCAUUAAUAUAUAUGAUGGAUGGAUGGAUCAAAUAUAAAGUAUUUUUUUUUUCUUUUUGUC